AUGAAUGAGCGAAUUUUUGAGCAUAUUUCAGAGCGGUAUGAUGAACUUGGUCAGCUGGAGGUUGGGGAGGAGCAUCUUACUGUUAUGUCCAACGUUUUUGCUCAGAUAGGAACUCUUGAUGUUGAUGGCAUUAGAAAGUUGUGGACCUCGGUAGUUAUUCCUCAACUACGUAUCUCUAUGAAUGGUCAAACUCUUUCCAAUUGUAUUGAAAAUUUAACGAUGAAACUUGAAGAAAAUACUGUUUUUUGUGAUAUAGGGAGUGGUAUAGGAAAUGUUUGUCUUCAAAUUUUGGCCGAGACUCGUUGCAAAAAGGUGAUGGGGGUUGAGAUUAUUCCUUCAAGAUGUCGUAGUGCAGUAAUUGCACUGGCAAAUGCAAAGCGUUAUUAUCCUGAGUAUUUUGCCGGCAAAAAUGCUAUUUUUCUUAACGAUGACUUCGUGAACUGUGUCUCACGCUUAACGGAAGAACGUGUUAACGUGAUAUUUGUUCAUUCAUGGAUGUUUGACGAUGAUUUAAUGCUAAAGUUGACGGAAGUAGUCACCGCGGUGCCAACAGUGCUUUGUGUUGUGACAUCACGUAAACUUGCUGAUAGAGCUUUGCAGGGCAGUCUACUUAAGCUUGUUUCGCAAAUUCAUCUGACAGCUGAUUGGAAUGACCAUGCCCCUUUUUACGUGUACACCAAAAGCUCGGCAGCAUGA
Molecule: messenger RNA, 696 nt
Organism: Trypanosoma rangeli
Lineage: Eukaryota; Euglenozoa; Kinetoplastea; Trypanosomatida; Trypanosomatidae
Product: histone-lysine N-methyltransferase
Exons: 1
Coding region: 1-696 (231 amino acids)
Biological process (GO): DNA repair; regulation of transcription regulatory region DNA binding; DNA damage checkpoint signaling
Cellular component (GO): nucleus
Molecular function (GO): histone H3K79 methyltransferase activity
Source: RefSeq, a predicted model, not a curated record